CGGGGCGAGGGGAGGGAGCGCGCAGGGGCAGGGUGCCCACUGUGCGGAGGGCCGCCGGCCGGAAGCUGGGCCUCCCAGCUGGGGUCCGAGGAGAUGGCGUCGCAGGAGGCAGAGGCCGCCCUGACGCUGGACCGGGCGAGGACGGCGUUCCAGCGCUCCCAG
Prorocentrum cordatum is the source of this 162-nucleotide messenger RNA. NCBI's taxonomy places the organism in Eukaryota, Dinophyceae, Prorocentrales, Prorocentraceae. The record is from the annotation of a GenBank genome assembly.